This is a messenger RNA of Elephantulus edwardii (Cape elephant shrew), 507 nucleotides long. RefSeq names its product S-phase kinase-associated protein 1-like. Lineage: Eukaryota; Metazoa; Chordata; Mammalia; Macroscelidea; Macroscelididae. Gene Ontology annotation, cellular component: nucleus; cytoplasm. The coding region runs from base 1 to 507 and encodes 168 amino acids. Gene Ontology annotation, molecular function: cullin family protein binding. The transcript has a single exon. Gene Ontology annotation, biological process: SCF-dependent proteasomal ubiquitin-dependent protein catabolic process. The record is from RefSeq and is a predicted model, not a curated record.
AUGCCUUCAAUUAAGUUGCAGAGUUCUGACGGAGAGAUAUUUGAAGUUGAUGUGGAAAUUGCCAAACAAUCUGUGACUAUCAAGACCAUGUUGGAAGAUUUGAGAAUGGAUGAUGAAGGAGAUGAUGACCCAGUUCCUCUUCCAAAUGUUAAUGCAGCAAUAUUAAAAAAGGUCAUUCAGUGGUGCACUCACCACAAAGAUGACCCACCUCCUCCUGAGAAUGAUGAGAGCAAAGAAAAGAGAACAGAUGACAUCCUCGUUUGGGACCAAGAAUUCUUGAAAGUUGACCAGGGAACACUUUUUGAAUUUAUUCUGGCUGCAAACUACUUAGAUAUCAAAGCUUUGCUUGAUGUUACAUGCAAGACUGUUGCCAAUAUGAUCAAGGGGGAAACUCCUGAGGAGAUUCGCAAGACUUUCAAUAUUAAAAAUGACUUCACCGAAGAGGAAGAAGCCCAGGUAUGCAAAGAGAACCAGUGGUGGUGUGAAGAGAAGUGCCUGACACUGUAA